UGAACGCAUCGCACUUGGUCGACUUGACAGAUUGACACCAACCAACUUCACGUCCAAUCCAAAACGUGCUUUUUUCAGUCACAUAUAGCGGCGAGUGAAUUCUUCGGUUCUCUUUCCAUUUCAACGUGAAACUAUACACAUCGUUUCAAAGAUGACAUCAAAAGUUUCUCGCGACACUCUUUAUGAGUCGGUUGCCUCAAUCCUUGACCAUUCGAAGGCCAAGAAACGUGCUUUCUUGGAAUCUGUCGAAUUGCAAAUCGGAUUGAAGAACUACGAUCCACAAAAGGACAAGCGUUUCUCCGGCACUGUCAAGCUCAAGAAUAUCCCACGUCCAAAGAUGCGUGUGUGCGUUCUCGGUGAUCAACAGCAUUGUGACGAAGCCAAAGCUUUGGACAUUCCAUUCAUGGAUGCUGAAGCCUUGAAAAAAUUGAACAAAAACAAGAAAUUGGUGAAAAAAUUGGCCAAAAGCUACGACGCCUUCUUGGCAUCCGAAUCAUUGAUCAAGCAAAUUCCACGUUUGUUGGGUCCAGGUUUGAACAAAGCCGGUAAAUUCCCUGGUUUGUUGCAACACAACGAAUCGAUGACCGCUAAGAUCGAUGAAGUCAAGGCCACCAUCAAGUUCCAAAUGAAGAAGGUCUUGUGCCUUUCAGUUGCUGUUGGUCACGUUAACAUGUCCCAAGAUGAAUUGGUCCAAAACAUUCACUUGUCAAUCAACUUCUUGGUGUCGUUGCUCAAGAAGCACUGGCAAAACGUGCGUUCAUUGCACAUCAAAUCAACCAUGGGACCACCACAACGUCUCUACUAAGAAUGUGUACGCCGCUUAAAAAAGUUUAUGUCUCUUUUCGAAGGGAUGUGUGGCUUUUUAUUCAUGAAAAUGAUGAUGAGAUCAUUCAAUAAACAUUUUCAAUAAAAAAAAAA
Messenger RNA from Sitodiplosis mosellana (orange wheat blossom midge), 918 nucleotides. It is a transcript of the gene RpL10Ab, whose product is annotated as 60S ribosomal protein L10a. The transcript has 4 exons. Lineage: Eukaryota; Metazoa; Arthropoda; Insecta; Diptera; Cecidomyiidae. The record is from RefSeq and is a predicted model, not a curated record. Bases 152 to 805 code for a protein of 217 amino acids. Gene Ontology annotation, biological process: translation. Gene Ontology annotation, molecular function: RNA binding; structural constituent of ribosome. Gene Ontology annotation, cellular component: large ribosomal subunit.